This is a messenger RNA of Juglans regia (Persian walnut), 1257 nucleotides long. Its product is annotated as methylesterase 17. NCBI's taxonomy places the organism in Eukaryota, Viridiplantae, Streptophyta, Magnoliopsida, Fagales, Juglandaceae. Gene Ontology annotation, molecular function: methyl salicylate esterase activity; methyl indole-3-acetate esterase activity; methyl jasmonate esterase activity. The transcript is spliced from 4 exons. Gene Ontology annotation, biological process: salicylic acid metabolic process; jasmonic acid metabolic process. The coding region runs from base 127 to 933 and encodes 268 amino acids. The record is from RefSeq and is a predicted model, not a curated record.
ACCCCAUGACUAUUCCCAAUUUCACAUGAUAAAGCAUCCCCAACGGGGGAAAAGAGAAAGAAGCCAUACAGGAGUAAGAUUGGAGGCCUGCUGGGAGCACAAAACCAAAGAUCGACCAAGAACGCCAUGGGAGAUGAGCUUCGUAAGACAGAGAAGGCAGCACCACCCUUGAAGCCACACUUUGUGCUGGUGCAUGGUAUAAGUGGGGGAGGUUGGUGCUGGUACAAAAUCAGGUCCCUCAUGGAGCAUUCCGGUUUCAGGGUUUCGUGUAUUGACCUUAAAAGUGCCGGAAUAGAUCAAACCGAUCCUGAUUCCCUUCUUUCUUUCGAUGAUUACAAUAAGCCACUCAUGGACUUCAUGUCUAGUUUGCCCGAUGAUGAACAGGUUAUCUUAGUGGGACAUAGUGCCGGAGGACUGAGUGUAACUCAGGCUACACAUAAGUUUGCAAAGAAAAUCUUCCUAGCGGUGUAUGUGGCAGCAACCAUGCUCAAAUCGGGCUUCCUUACAGAUGAAGACGUCAAAAUUGGAGUACCCGAUCUAUCUGAAUUUGGGGAUGUUUACGAAUUAGGAUUUGGAUUGGGUCCGAAUCAACAUCCAACAAGCGCCCUUGUCAAGCAGGAAUUUCAACGAAAAAUCAUCUACCAUUUGAGCCCCCGAGAGGAUUCAACCCUAGCUGGGAUGCUUUUGAAGCCAGGACCAUUCAAAGCAUUACACACUGCUCGUUUUCCAGGAGAUCAUAACAUAGAUAUGGUGCCGCGGAUCUACAUCAAGACUGCGCACGAUCGGGUGGUGAAACCGGAACAACAAGAUGCAAUGAUAAAAAAGUGGCCACCAUCCCAUGUGUAUGUUUUGGAUAGCGAUCACAGCCCCUUCUUCUCCACACCAUUUCUGCUCUUCGGCUUCCUUCUCAAGGCUUUAGCUUCUUUUGGUUAAUUUCAGUGUUCGACAUAUAUAUAUAUAUAUUCUCUAUUUAUCGCCCUAGGUCUCUUACUAUUUAUCUCCACACAAUUUCUGUCUCAGUCCUCGAAUGAAGGACAUGGGCUAUGGGUCUUGGUCCAGUUUAAUUUCAUUUACAAUUUUAAAUUCAACAUGUAUUUGGACUAUAAUAUAGUUAGUGGGCCUUAGUUUUAUUUUCUCGUAUGCUUUUAGUGUGUUAGCCUGGGCCCAUGUAAGGGUCAUCUCCUUUAUGUAUGAGCCAAUGUAUCUAGGGUUCAUCUAUCCAGAAAGUUAAUGAAAAUUCCUAUUUCCUUUCCCUUA